UUAGAAUACUAUUAAUUAUUUGGUCUAAUAAGAAAAUAUACACUAAAACGUAUUUGUACCGAGGAUGCCUAAUAGUUGUUCCCUCUGUGUAUAUAAAAUAAGCAUUCUUGCUCUUUUUCAGACUCGAGGAGCAGAAGCUAUUCAUCCGUUGGCCUUAUAUAAAACUGAUUUAAUUUCGAAGACGGAUUCAAAAAGGAACUUUUUUAAUAUCUCAUCUACAUUUCAAUCAUUCUAACCGCAACUGCAUCCAAAUUUCAAAGCAAGUGGGAUCAGGAGAACGCAAAUAUCAAAUUUAUGGCUAUGUUUGCCUGUUGGUCUACCUUGCUGGUAAGGAGGAAGAAGAAAUCCAAUAGAUUUUCUAAUGUUGCGGAUGGUAACAAGAAGGGAAGUAGCAAUGGUGACCUUCGGGUUAAGCCCAUUAAUCCUGUUAGCCCUUCCACUGAAAAUGGAAUCAAAGCGCACUCUUUAACGGUCUCAAAAUCAUUUCUUUCUGUAAAAGAAAAAACUCUUUCCAUUCCUAAGGUUCUGAGUGAUGAUAGCUUGGCAAGACCUGAGUCUACAGGGGAUGCAGCUUAUGAGGCAGGUGAUGAGCAUGAGAUGGUUCUAUCAACAAAAAAAGAAUGCUCUCACUUAACUCUCCAACCCAAAGGGGAACUUGUUUCCCAUGGACCAAACACUGACUUAACCAACUAUGUAUUUGAAAAGAUGGAGACAGAUAAAGAGAUUGAGACAAAGAUUGGAAGUGGGCAUGUUAGUGACCCUGGAAUGGAGAGGACAGCUUUCUUAGAGUCUCCUGUGCUUAAGCGCUCAUGUUCAAACAUUGAGACCAAGCUGGCUAAACAAAGGUUCAAGUCUCCAAUAAGGUCAAGUUCUUACAGUAACCUCCAGGACCAAACAGGAAAAGCAACCGUAGAAAUCACUUAUGAAAAUCACCAUAGUCCAUUAUCUGUAAGAUCCUCUUGCAGUGCAGAUCAUGUGAUGCUAAAGAGACGGUCUUCGAGUCAGGUUCUUCCCUCCAGAAGCAGAAAAAUCUGGUGGAAACUCUUCCUUUGGAGCCACAGGAACCUCCACAAGCCUAGAGCUCCUCAAAGGCAGAUUUCCAUUCUCAGUGCUCCCGUUCAGAAGGAGGGAUAUUCUUCUGAUACUUUUGAACCUGGCCAUAAGCUUGACAAACAUAAUUGGAAAGCAGCACAGCCUGAGAACCAAUGGGUCGCGUUCUCUGUAGGAUCUUCGCGUAUGGACAGAGUUAAUGCUUGGAUAAAUAGCCUUGAGGAUUGUUCAUUCUUACCUGUUAAUGUUGAUGAGACAGACGAUGGAAUUGAAGAUGAACAGAUAGCUGAGCUUCAUCACUUGGAGAACGAAGAGGCCUCUGAAAAAGUAUGUUCUCAUACUUGUCGUCGCGAAGCGGAAGAUGUGGCACAAGCUAAUAGUAUUAUCCAGUCCUUAAACACAUUCUCUUCUGUGGCUCAUAUCUCGGGUAUUGGAUUGAAGGUUAUUCCUUCUAUUUCCUCCUUUGUCUGCCUUAGAUCUGUUAAUCUCUCUGGCAACUCCAUAGUUCACAUUACAUCAGGAUGUCUUCCUAAGAGUCUUCACACCCUGGACUUGUCUCGGAACAAGAUAUCAACAAUUGAGGGAUUCAGAGACCUUGAAAAAUUGAGAGUUGUCAAUCUAAGCUAUAACAGAAUCACAAAGAUUGGUCAUGGACUAUCGAGUUGCACUGUAAUAAGAGAGUUGUACCUUGCCGGCAAUAAGAUUAGUAAUGUUGAGGGGCUUCACCGUCUUCUAAAGCUUACAGUACUUGACCUCAGCUUCAAUAAGAUAACUACAAGCAAGGCUUUAGGCCAGCUUGUUGCAAACUACAACUCUCUCUUGGCUCUCAACCUCCUAGGCAAUCCGAUACAGACAAAUAUUGGAGAUGAACAGCUGAGAAAGGCAGUUGUGAGCCUUCUGCCUCAUGUUACUUAUCUGAAUAAGCAGGUUAUCAAGCCCCACAGAAUGCGGGAGGUUGCGACGAAAAGUGUAGCCAAGGCUGCACUUGGAGAUGUUGCAAGAUGUUCCAGAAGAAAGUUGACCAGAAGAUUGAGCCAAGGUUCGGGCUCCUCAACCAAAAGCAGAGUUUGUGGCAAGGGAAGACACUCAAGCUCUGGUCGGAAGUAAGCUCAGUAAGCACAGUGUGAGAACUUUCCUUCCCUGUUCUAGUUGGAAAUUGCAACUGGCAGAUUUCUCUUUCAUGCAUAUGGCAAGCUUUAGCUGGAGAAUAAAAGGGGUCGUAGUUUUCUUCUUCAAGAUAAAGAUUUUGCGUCGUUUAAGUAUUUUAUUGAGAACUCAUGUCCUACUUCAUGUAAUUUUUUUGAUGUAAUAAUAUGUGUCCUUGUAUAAAACUAUAGCAUUGUUCCUCACUAUUAUCUGGCUGGCUUUUUGGGCUGGAUGAAUUUUCGUGUAAAAUAAGCAUAUAGAUUGUAGGGACUCGUGAUAUGUGAAGAAAGCUGCACAGCAAAUGGAAUUUUUUAGUCAAAACUGUGAAUUUGGAGAGUUCGGUAUGAUGUAUAUAAUGCUUUUCAGACUAAAACUAUAAUUUUUUUC
Phalaenopsis equestris is the source of this 2583-nucleotide messenger RNA. RefSeq lists its product as uncharacterized. The transcript has 6 exons. Gene Ontology annotation, molecular function: protein kinase binding. Gene Ontology annotation, cellular component: cytoplasm. NCBI's taxonomy places the organism in Eukaryota, Viridiplantae, Streptophyta, Magnoliopsida, Asparagales, Orchidaceae. The record is from RefSeq and is a predicted model, not a curated record. The coding region runs from base 295 to 2157 and encodes 620 amino acids.